Messenger RNA from Plasmodium relictum, 1167 nucleotides. Its product is annotated as conserved Plasmodium protein, unknown function. The coding region runs from base 1 to 1167 and encodes 388 amino acids. Lineage: Eukaryota; Apicomplexa; Aconoidasida; Haemosporida; Plasmodiidae. The record is from RefSeq and is a predicted model, not a curated record. The transcript is spliced from 2 exons.
AUGUCUGAAACAUCAGCUUGCCCCCUUAAUGAUUUCUUUGAUAUAGAUGAAGAAAAUGACUUAGAUGAAUUAAAAAAAGAGGAUACACAAAUAUAUAAUGGCAAUUUUUUAACUUAUAUUUAUAAACAAUUAGAAUGCUGCUGUCUAAGUUUUUUUGAUGAGUUAGAGAAGAAAAAUAAAAGAAAAAAUAUUACAUUGAAGAAAAAUUAUUUAGAAGACUACAAUAAAAAUAAAAAAAAUAUAUAUGAAUUUAGUGUAUUUGAUAAAAUACUUAAAAAAAAUGGAGAUUUAAUUACGAAAGUCCCCUUAGAUUCAAAAUAUUUUAAUCCUCAUGCAGAUUGGUGUGAAUGUGCUCAUGAAUUAGAGGUAGAACUAAAUAGUGAAGAAGUGGAAUUUUGCAUUUUUCAUUUUUUUUUGAAAAUGUAUAGAUCUGAAUCAAGAGAUAAAGAUUUGCUUUUAUCUAUUAUUUUAGAAUGCUUAUAUUCUAAAAAAGAUUUUAAAAAAGAGUAUUAUGGGCAAAGAGGAGAUUUUAAAUUUUUAAAAGAAAUAAAAAACAUAGAAACUAGUAACUUUAAAGAAUCCUUAAAUGAGUUAGUUAAUAUAAUUGAAAAUACUAAUUUUACUGAAUGUAAUAGAAAUAAAGAGAUAAAAAAUAAUGGAAAUAAAAAAAGCAAUGAGAAAUUUUAUUUUAAAUUAUAUGUUAUUAUAAAAAUAAGAUAUUCUUACGGGAUUUAUAUAUUCAAUUGCGAUGAUACAUAUGAUAUAGUCGUUAUUGAUUGCAAUACCUUUAAUAAGAAUAAGCCAAAAAUAAUGAGUUUUUUUUCAAUUCGAAAAUUUAUAUCCUUUUUGAAUAAUGUUUAUUCAAUCAAUUUUAGUGAUGAACACACAUAUGGAUCAUUUCCUAUAAUUGUUUAUGAGUCUAGAGAAUGCUAUGCUUCAUCAUAUAACCAUUUGCCUCUUAAAUCUAGCGUAUGCAAAAAAAAAAAAAAGAUAAAAAAAAAAAAUGUUCUAGAUGAAAAAUCAAAAGAAAGUGAAGAAGAUGAAGAUGAAGAUGAAGGUGAUGAUGAAGAUGACGAUGAAGAUGAUGAAGAAGAUAAAGAUGAAAAAAGAAAUGAUAAGGAAAAUGAAAAAGAAGGAAUCAAAAACGAAAAAAAGGCAAUGAUAUAA